GAGACUUAGGAACGACGACGGAGUUGACACCACCACCAGUUUCGAGUUUUUCCGACACGAGGUUUUCGAGAAAGCUCUUGACACUUGCGCUGAGAGUCUCCAGACGAGAUUCUUCGCCAUUAAAGAGAUAGAGAGUCGGUUUAGUGUACUGCGGAGAUUCUGGGAUCUUGAAGAACAGGAAUUACGUGAUUGCGCGUACCGCCUCUCGGAAACAUAUGCAACGGAUGGGAUCAAUACUGCCGAGCUUGGUACUGAGCUUCUGGUCGCUCAUGAAUGUAUCUCCUUUGAGUCAAAGGAGAACUACUGA
This is a messenger RNA of Perkinsus marinus ATCC 50983, 307 nucleotides long. RefSeq lists its product as hypothetical. The record is from RefSeq and is a predicted model, not a curated record. The annotation marks the transcript as partial. Lineage: Eukaryota; Perkinsozoa; Perkinsida; Perkinsidae. The transcript has a single exon.